AUCUAGCAAUAAAGUGUCAGUCACUCAACCUGCUGCCGCGUCGUCGUCGUCGUCGUCGUCGAAAUCAACGUCUAUUUCAGGAACGAACUAUAACCCUUCUCCAGUGAAAACAAUGUCAACCGCUAGCUUCAAGACGGCCUCGAUGAAAACAAAAGAAAAAAGACCCCCGAUGAAACCCCAGAUACUGGAUGAAGACGAUACAGAGGAUGAUUUAGGAACAGGCAAUCAUCGAUUGACAAAAGUAGAGGCCUCGACUCAAUGAGAUAAAACCACCUACUAUGCAACCACCAGCUAUAGCCCAUAGGGUCUUGCAACCAACGAUUGAUAUUGACAGUUUGGUCAAGACGGCUAAGGCAACCCUACAGCCAGUAUCACCAACGCCUAAACUCUUACUAAAGAAACCAUUCACUUCUCCCAACCUCAUCACUGCAUUGAAGGCGAAUCCAAAAACUCCUUCUCCUAUCAUAAGGUCAGCUGCUCCCGAUACGGCGACAGCUGCACCAAAAGAUAUGACAUUACCUCAGCAACAACAAAUAGUACGACGACAAUCUCCCACUCCGGAAUUUACUACACCACCUUCAUCUCCUUCUCAAAUACAACGUCGUGAAUCUCCUCCUGCCGUAGAAGCAGCAACAAAGACUUUCACUACUCCUUCUACUUUGUCGACCACGACUGGUCCAGCAGCAAUCGUUACGAAUACCAAUACAAAUGACAAUAGUAACACGGCCGCGAAUAUACCUACUACUACCACCACACUGACUACUACUACUUCUACUACUACUACUACAAUAUCUAAUCCUGCAUCAUCAUCUUCCAGCUCACUUGCGAACAAUCCUACUCCUGAAUCUACCGUCGCUGAUAACUCAUUAGCACCAUCUACCCAGUCAAUACAGUUAGUGAGAACACACUCUCCGCGUUCAGACCCGCGUUUGGCUCAUUUGAGUAAACCUGUCAAUUAUGAUGCUAUUAUCGAGUACAAAAAGCAUUUUGCCAAGGUGAGAUUGGAAGGCACAUUGAACAGGGAUGGUGACUAUAAGAUACGUGAUUUUAUGCAAUUGUUCAAGAAUAAUGAGAAUCAGACUAUCAUGCGCAUUGCUUCAUUCAUUCCCAUGCAUGUGCUGGAAAGCUUUUUGAAGAAAAAGGUAUCACCACCAGCACUAAAGGUUCUUCCUCUGGAAGGAGGAUCGGUCGCCAUCAGCAAAUUAAAGGGAGUUCUUUUGGGAAACAAUACGGCUGGUAGUAUAUCACACAUCCGAAAACCGACCGAAGCAUUGAUGAUAAUGAAUCAGGUACAAGUCGACAAGCUCUUAGACAAGCCAAUCUCUACCUCAACAGAUAAACAAAGCACAGGCAUCUCUCAUUGGCCACUGUAUAUGGUCUUCAUUGAGGGCUUACCACUUCGACCAGGAGCCGUUUUAGCCAAAUUGCAACAUAUGCCGCAUCAUGUGGAUAGGAAACAACUAUUGCAAACGUAUGCUUGGAGUAAAGUCUCCUACUUGCUUAAAUUUCCUGAUAAGCUGCACCAGGCAAAACAGAACAAGUCAAACAUUGUUGUCUAUGGUCAUUCUGAAAACAGUAACCUAUUAAGACUCAGUAUCGAAACUCUGGAAAUCCCAAUACCGGCAUCAUCCCAUGUGAUGAUGUUUGAUAGAUUUAAUGCUGAGGUCUUCCGCAAGGCUCUAUUCAAACAUAAGAAAAAAGGCACGCAAAUUUGGGAGUUUGGAUCUUCCGAGAAAUCAUUCAAGAUAGAGCCUGCCACUGAGUUAUUUCCCCCCUUUUCGGGAGGCUUUAUAACGACCGAUAUCAAAAACAUUGUACACAACCCCUCCAUCAUCAACACGAUUUGUGAUCAAGUGGAGAAGCUCAACUUGACACCCGGUUUAACAGGAUCUUGGAAAUUCUUGGUUCCAAUGAAUAUCUUUGCACAACUGAAGACGGCUAUUCGUGAUUCAGAAACGUCUCAGAAUAUUCAAGUGGCUGUAGCCAAUCUUACCAUUGGGUUAAGUAAAAACCAAAUUGACGCUAUACGAUUAUGGCCAGCGGAAACGUCGCGUCCUACACACUUCAUGGAUCAAGUGGCUCGAAACUUUUGCAAGACACGCCAAUACUUUAUUUACGUCGAUGAUAAAGACUCUGUUCCAGAAAUGGAGAGACAAAUGUACCCAGCUGUCGAUUUCUUCACGAGCAAGGAAAUUUAUAAACGUUUAUACACUGAAGAGUGACGCCAGCCGUUUUGAUGGCUCUGGCAUCGUUUGAAGCGACGGUAAUUGACUUACUUUCAAGCCCAAUGAACAUGUAUAUUAUACUUUAAAAUCCACUCCCAAAUGAUCCCGUUUCUGGGGUUUCCUUGUGCCCUAGGACACUUUUCCUCACCAUCCGCCCCCACCCCCCGCCUGCCCUCCCCUCCAUUCAUUCAACAAAUGAAAGAUCAAUCCA
Mycotypha africana is the source of this 2436-nucleotide messenger RNA. RefSeq lists its product as uncharacterized. Lineage: Eukaryota; Fungi; Mucoromycota; Mucoromycetes; Mucorales; Mycotyphaceae. Bases 279 to 2222 code for a protein of 647 amino acids. The transcript is spliced from 8 exons. The record is from RefSeq and is a predicted model, not a curated record.